AAAAAGAAAAAAGGAAAAAAAAAAAAAAGGAUCAAAUCAAAAUCAAAAUCUCUUUUUCUGGAGAUUUAUUGUUGACUAAAUCGUUUACCGCGAUUCUCACCGCAGCUCGCCGGUAAACCCUAAUUCUGUCCCAAAACCCUAAUUCGUUGCGACGGAAGUUAUCGUCUCCUCUUAGCAUUGAUUUUGAGAGGUUGGUUGUUUAUUUUACCUCAUUGAGAGGAUACGGCAGCUAUGAAGCCUGGUCUUCUCUCAAGCUCUUCACCCAAUGGAUUUCCACACAGAAUAGUUGAAAAGGAGGCAGGGGUGAAUAUGGCACAGCCGUCUGUGAACAUUACAGAGAACGGCUGGGAAGCUGGAAGUGUGGAUACCCCUUCUCACGAGCGGUUGUUGUAUUUCACAACCUGUAAGAUUGGACAUCAGGUUGAAGUUCACCUAAAAAAUGGAUCCAUUUACAGUGGCAUAUUUCAUGCUGCUAAUGUGGAUAAUGAUUUUGGAAUUAUUUUGAAAAUGGCAUGCUUGAUUAAGGAUUCACGAGGAGCAAAAUCCCGCUCUUCGCUUGUCAGCAAACCACCUUCAAAGCGACUCAUUAUCCCUGCUGAAGAACUUGUGCAAGUUAUAGCUAAGGACCUUCCUCUAUCCAGCGAGGACGUCUCAGAUUCUGUUCCGUGCGAGAAACCUUUAGAGCUGUUGACAGACUCUCUGAUAUCACAAUUUUAUAAUGUUGAUUUGGAAAGAGAGCUGAAACCUUGGGUACCUGAUGAAGAUGUUCCAGACUGUUCAGAUCUGGAGAAUGUGUUUGAUGAUCCUUGGAAGAGGGGCUGGAAUCAGUUCGAGGUCAAUGAGUCUUUAUUUGGAGUAACAAGCACUUUUGAUGAGGAACUAUAUACCACAAAACUCGAGAGAGGUCCUGGAACAAGGGAGCUAGAAGAGCAAGCCUUGAGGAUUGCGAGAGAGAUUGUGGGUGAGAAUACCCGAGAUCUUCACGUAGCAGAGGAAAGAGGGCUCCAGCUUAGUGGAAAGUUUGAUAUUGAUGAGGAAACCAAAUACUCAUCUGUCUGUACGCUGAAUAGAUUUGAUGAUACAUGUUACGACGAGGAAGAAGAAGAAGAAGACAUAUUGUUGGAUUGCUGCAACAAUAUGACUUUUGGUGACUCAUCUGCUUCUGAUGGCAAGAAGAAACCUGCGUCAGCUGGCCAGGUCUAUGAAGGAUCAUGGGGUGACAGCCGGCAAUUACGGAAAAACAAAAUUAUAGAUCAGAGCUGGUCGAACUCAAAUAAGCAAUCCAAAGAUUUUCCUUUUGGAGGAAGUAUCAGGAAUGAGAGCCUGCUUGGUGAGCAAAGAACCAGCAAAUUCCUUGGGGUUUCCCAUUAUAAAAGGCCUUCAGAGGAAUCGGUGUCUGGUCUUGAAGAUAUCAAUGGAGAUGCAACAUCGUCUGAGAGGCCAAGUUUCACUGAUGGAGGACUCUGUCCACUUUCUGACAGAGCGAAAUCUGAGAGCGCUAGUGGGUGGCAUGGAAGCUCCAUUUCUAGAAAUCCAGAAAACUCUGCAGCUUCCCCAGCAUCAAAUCGACCAACACUAUCACCAAGCUCUUCAAUUGGUUCCUUAUCUUCAGAAAAGUCUACACUCAACCCAAAUGCUAAGGAAUUCAAAUUGAACCCCAAUGCAAAGAGUUUCAAACCAUCUCCAACUACUACACGUCCUCAGUCUCCAGUCACAGAUGGAUCGUUCUAUUACCCUCCCCUUCCACCAAUGCCAGGAUUACAUCUUCGAUACGGAAUGGGAGCAGCAUUCCCUGGACAACAACAACAACAACAACAACAACAACAACAACCAAUGAUGUAUAAUAAUACAGCACAGCUUGGUCCAAAUCAAACAUAUUAUUCUCCAAAUGGUCCACAGUACCCACAACAGAUAAUGGUUACUCAGCAGAGACCAGUCUUGUUCAUGCCUCCAACGCCAUACCAACCGGAGAUGCCAUACAAAGGAAGAGACUCUUAUUAGCUUUUGUUCAAAACCAUGAAUGGUGUGGCACAAGGUCUCUCUCUCGAAUAAUCAAAUCUUGUGAUGGAAUGGGUUCCAUUAAUUUUAUUUCAUGCACUGAAUCUUUCAUUUUUCUUUAUAUUUUAUUUUAUUUUAUUUUUUUAAAUGAUGAAUGGUAUGAUAUGGUGAUGGUUCCUUCUUCCUUGUGAGGAUAAAUUCAACACAUUAUGAUGUGAUGAUGGUGAUUUAGUUUUGUCUAGGUGGUGGUAUUUAGACUUAGAUUUUCUUUACAACAAUAUUCGUGCUGUGCUGAUCUCAUUUCUUUAUUCACUUGUGUCUCUGUUCUAUACUUUUUAACGUUAAUAUUUUAGAUGUAUGACAUUUUAUGAGUUCAUUUU
Molecule: messenger RNA, 2378 nt
Organism: Capsella rubella
Lineage: Eukaryota; Viridiplantae; Streptophyta; Magnoliopsida; Brassicales; Brassicaceae
Product: polyadenylate-binding protein-interacting protein 3
Exons: 15
Coding region: 232-2001 (589 amino acids)
Biological process (GO): cytoplasmic stress granule assembly
Cellular component (GO): cytoplasmic stress granule
Molecular function (GO): RNA binding
Source: RefSeq, a predicted model, not a curated record